Messenger RNA from Tetrahymena thermophila SB210, 2154 nucleotides. Its product is annotated as transmembrane protein, putative. Lineage: Eukaryota; Ciliophora; Oligohymenophorea; Hymenostomatida; Tetrahymenidae. The transcript has a single exon. The record is from RefSeq and is a predicted model, not a curated record.
AUGGUGAAUUAAAAUAAGAAAAUUUUAGGUUUAGCAAUACUGGUUUUAGUAGCUUUCAUAUAGAAGGUAGAGUGCACUUUAAAUGAAAAAGAAGUUAUAAAAGUAGCAGAAAAAGUUCCUUUUUGCAUCACCAAUCUUGAUUGGAAAGCUAAAAAUUAGACUGAUGGUGAGUAGAAUAUCUUCCUAUUUUAAGCAAGCAAGGAGUCAGACUAUUUACUUUUGAAUGUAGCUAAUUUAAAUGAUUUCACAUUAAAUCCUUCUAUCAUCAUUACUUAGAGUCUUUAAGACCUAAAAUAGGUUAACAGAUAAUCAGAAAAAAAUUCAACCCAUCACAAUAUUAAUUACAUUACAUGCUCCCUUUCCUAUACCUAAUCAUGCAUUAUCAGUAAUCUAUCCAGCAAUGUAAAACCUGGAUAAACAUUUUAUCUUAUGUUUAAAAGACCUGGAGUAAACUAUAAACCUAUUGCAAGAAUAAUACCACAGAAUUUCACAAAAACAGAUAAUACAGAAGUUAUAGACAUAGUGGCAAGUUAAAAUUCAGGUAUUACCUUAUUAAAUGAUGAUACAGUAAAAUAAGUAAACAUAUAACUACCAUAAAUUAACUUAAAACAAUUACAAAACGAUGAUGAUAUAUGCCAGAUAGAAGUUUUCUUCUUAAAUCCCAACGGAUCUCUUUUUGGAAAAAAUAGCUAAUCAAACUAACAAGUAGAUUUAUAAAAAGAAGUUAAUAUAACAUUAAAUAAAACACCAAUCUCUUAAGACAGUAUAUUAUUUUAAAGCAACUUACUGUAGAAUCGUUAAUUUGUUAUCGAAUUUGAUCCCAAGAAGCUCUAGUAAAUCACAGCAGAAUAAACAAACAAUGAACUGAGGAUACAAGUUUCAAAUAACAAUAACAAUAAAAAUUGGAUGGUUAUAGCUUAUAAAUAUAAUAUAGUCUCUAAAAAAGUUAGAAAUGUUAUUUUAACCACUCCUUUAAUUAGUAACUUAAACAAAGAAAUUAAUUAAUCCUAGUUAUUAAUAAAAUUUUAAAAUCCAUUCUUAGAGCAUUUAUCUAGCUAAGACUAAGAUAAAAAGAACCUCUUUUAUUUAAAUUAAGAAAAAGUUAAUAAUUCUUCUUUGCUAUUUAAUUUAAAAUCUUUAAACUCUUAAAAUUAAAACAUUUCUGAAAAUAUAAAAUCCAAGCUUUAUUUUAGCAAAUAAUAAUUAGAAUCUGACUAACCAUAAGCUAUUUAUAAUGGCUUAGGUAUAUUUUCAAUUGAAACUAAGUAUGUUUUAAAAGCAAUUAAUUAAAUAAAUGAUCUUCAAGGAAUAUACCUUCGUGUUUUGAUUCAAGAUGAAUAAAUUAUCUAAAAUAAUUUAAUUGAAAUUAAUACAAGAGUGUUAAUGGAUACUGAUCAAAGUUAUGAUGCAAAUGAUAAUGAUAACAACAGUAAUUAAAAUAAUAAUAAUAACAGUAAUUAAAAUAAUGAUAAUAAAAAUGACAAAAUAAAUGAAAACAAUAAUAGUAAUAAUGAUAAUAAAAAUAACACCAACAACAAUAAUAAUAAUAAUAGUAAUGAUAAGAAUAAACAAGAUAGUAACAGUAAAGGAGAUCAAACGUUCCUAUAUAUUAUAGUAGUUGUAGGUUUAGCAUUCAUCAUUAUAUCUACGUUAAUUUAUGUUAAGUGCUAAAAUAGAUAGCUUGAGGAUCCUGAAUAAUUGGAUGAAGUUGGAGAAGAUGGAGAAAAAUAAAGUGAUAAUCAUGAAGAUAUAGAAAAAGGUCAUAGUUCAGGAGACCAUAGCGGAAACACUAUUAAAAAGCCAUAAUCAACUAAAAAUUCAAUAAAAACAAACGGAAAUCAUAUUUAAUUAGCACAAGAUGAUGAUAAAUCUGGUCUUUAUGAAAUGGAGUAAAACCAUUUAUCUGACAGGAAAUAGAAUGCUAAUUAAGGAGAUCUCUCUGCAAAUAAUUUAAAUAAUGAUAAAAAUUAAUUACUAUCAAAGAAACCUCCUUAACGUAAAAAGAAUAGAAAAAAUCAUUUACGUAUUGAGAUAGAAGAGUAAGAUAACGCCAAAGAACAGUAGCAGUUUAUAAAGCUUCAAUAGCUGAAAUUAUUAUAAUAAAAGGCUCUUUAGUAAAAGCAGUAAUAAAAAUAAAUUACUUAAUAAAAAUGA